Messenger RNA from Rhodofomes roseus, 1446 nucleotides. RefSeq lists its product as uncharacterized. Gene Ontology annotation, cellular component: SUMO activating enzyme complex; cytoplasm. Lineage: Eukaryota; Fungi; Basidiomycota; Agaricomycetes; Polyporales; Fomitopsidaceae. The record is from RefSeq and is a predicted model, not a curated record. Gene Ontology annotation, biological process: protein sumoylation. Gene Ontology annotation, molecular function: SUMO activating enzyme activity. The transcript has 8 exons. Bases 190 to 1206 code for a protein of 338 amino acids.
CGGAACGGGCAUUCGAUGAUCGAGAGGCGCCUGUGGUAGAGGCGCUCGCCACCGUCUGUACGAAACGCGCACCUCGUUGCCUCCCGCUGCCACAGCCGCCGCCGCGAGGCCUCCUAUCACGCGUCCCCUCCAGCCCACCGUCUAUUGCGACCGCCGCACAGGCCCCAGCUCACCCCAGCACCUCUCGCGAUGGCCGCAGCAGAACCUACAGGCAAGAACGUGCCUCUCCAAAUUACAGAAGAUGAAGCAGCGGUGUACGACAGGCAGAUCCGCCUGUGGGGCCUCGAAGCACAGCAGCGGAUGCGCAAUGCGACGAUUCUCGUGGUCCGCCUGCGCGGCGUCGCGACGGAGGCUAUCAAAAACAUUGUCCUCGCCGGCAUAGGCAAGCUGAUCAUCGCGGACGGGGACAACGUGUCCGAGGAGGACCUUGGCGCCGGAUUCUUCUUCCGCGAUGAGGAUGUUGGCAAAAACAAAGCUGAGGCAGCAAAGUCACGAGUGGAAAGCCUCAACCCACUCGUGACGAUCGAGGCCCUCCCCAGAAAUGUCACCGACGAAGACGCGUUGCAAUCUUUGCUGAAAGAUGUCGACUUGAUUUGUGUCACUGAUUUGGAUCGCGAAACAUUGAUCCGCGUGAACAAUGCAUGUCGACAAGCAGGGAAGCCCUUCUACGCAGGGGGGACGUACGGACUGCUAGGAUACAUCUUCUGCGACCUAUUGACACAUGACUACAUCGCACCUGAUCGAGCCAACCCUAAAGAUUCGAGCAAAAACAUCAAGAAUACCACCGUGUAUUGCCCCCUCCAGACUGCUCUGGAACACCACUGGUCGAAGUUGACCAGGCGACAAACAAAAGAACUCAAUCCUGGUGCCGUUUUCGCCAUUCUCGGGCUAUGGGAGUACCAGACUCGUCAUGGCACCCUCCCCAAUGACGCCGGCGCAGUGCCUGCCCUCGAGCAGGCGGCAAACUCCGUCCUCGCAAACGCUGACGUCAAUAGGCAAGCAUUGCCCAGCGUUCCGCGUGAGUCUAUCGAGGCCGUGGCGACGAAUGCCUCGCACGAGCUUUCCCCUGUGUGCGCGGUCGUCGGCGGAAUGCUCGCACAGGACAUCCUCAAGGCACUCGCCGCGCGCGAGUCUCCGAUAGUCAACUUCUUCGUGUUCGACGGAUCCACAGGUGGGGGGACGGUCUGUCGGAUGAGUGUCUCCUGACGUAGCACGGGUGGCCCAACUCGGCCCUCGCAACGGGUCAAUGUUUUCGAUGGCGUGCCGCGGCGGCUGCCUCCGAGUCGUGGGCGGGCGAUCUUCGACGAGAGCUCUCUCCGCUGGUACGCGUGCGAAGGUACAGGCCGAAGGGUGAGAACGUGUUGCGGUGCGCCUGUACGUACUGAUGGUCUAGGCUACUCUACUUGGGCGUCCCUUUUUUUCUUGAGACGUGACUCCGCUGUGCAA